This is a messenger RNA of Amphiprion ocellaris (clown anemonefish), 2903 nucleotides long. RefSeq names its product chloride channel CLIC-like 1 (gene clcc1). Gene Ontology annotation, molecular function: chloride channel activity. NCBI's taxonomy places the organism in Eukaryota, Metazoa, Chordata, Actinopteri, Pomacentridae. Bases 313 to 2085 code for a protein of 590 amino acids. Gene Ontology annotation, cellular component: endoplasmic reticulum; membrane. The record is from RefSeq and is a predicted model, not a curated record. The transcript has 10 exons.
AAGCAGUUCUUAGUGCGGUAAGCUUCUGUUUAAAUUUCAAAUGCUGAACUUGUUCCGUUUAGGUGAUAAUCUUUAAUAUUCUUGAUAUUAUUGCGGUUUAAACCAUAGACUGUAUAAUAAAGAUAAUCUUUAUUAUACAGUCUAUGGUUUAAACGUGUCAGAGUAGCUGUUAGCUUCAGUUUAGACCCCGCUAUCGUAGCUAGCUGGGUCCGUCCACGUUACCUUUCACUUUCGUGGAAGUUCCCUUCCGAGCCUCUGCAGCGGGCUGACGGAGGGCGGUUGACCGGGAAAGUCCUCUCCUGAGCAGCCAGGAUGCUCCUAAUCGUCCUGGUGUGGAGCCUGUUAGCGUCUGCGGUGGGUCAGCAGGUGGACAACGAGUGGCUGGACCCGUACGAUAUGCUCAACUACGACCCAGGGACCCAGAAGAUGAGGAAGCCCGCCGAGCCAGCCAUCUACAGUAAUGUGGCCACCAGAAGAAGAGAAUACGUUCAGGAGGAGGCGGAAGUCAGCAGCUGCAACAAGCAAGUAGAGGAUCUACAGAAACAGAUUGAAGACCAGAAGAAGACGAUCACGCUCAUGUCCCAGCAGCCUACAUGCAACCCGGUGUUCAAGAGGUUCCUGACCAGACUCCUGAAGAACAUCCAAAGAGUUGGUGAGCCCACUGACUCCUCAGACGUCUUCUACGACGCCAAAAUCAAACUGUCCCGACAGGCCAUGACAGAGAUCCAGACUCUCCUGGAGGGUGAAGACCGGUGGAGGACAGGAGCUCUGGACAACGCCAUCAGUCAGUUACUGGUGGACCUGAAACCACACGACUAUGAGGCCUGGAAGUGGCGUUUCGAAGACACGUUUGGCGUGGAACUCGAUACGGUGUUAAAGCUCGGGGUGGGCUUCCUGAUCAUCGUGGCCCUCGUCUGCACUGAACUGUGGUCGAGGAUCUCCUGGUUCACGCAAUUCGUCAGACUGUUGAUCGUCUGCUUCCCCGUCAGCGUCGUCUGGAACUGGUUCUAUCUGUACAAGAUUGCUUUUGCUGAACACCAGAACAAUGUAGUGAAGAUGGACAGUUUCAAUGAAAAAUGCACCGGAGUGAAGAAAAUUGACUGGACGGACAGUCUGACAGAGUGGUACAGAAGCACCUGGACACUUCAGGACGAUCCUUGUAAGAGAUAUUAUGAAGUCCUCAUGGUCAACCCCAUUCUGCUGGUGCCUCCAACCAAGGCGAUCGCUGUCACCAUCACCACCUUUAUCACCGAGCCGCUGAAGCACAUCGGUCAGGGCAUCAGCGAGUUCCUCCGAGCGCUGCUGAAGGAUCUCCCAGUGACGCUCCAGAUCCCGGUCCUCCUCACCAUCGUGCUCGCCAUCGUGGUGUUUAUGUAUGGAAGCGUGCAGGCCGCCUUCCAGUACGGCAUCAUGGCUCCUCUGCGCCGCCCUCGAAGGGGUCCGCCUCCUCCAGAGGUAGAGCCACAGCAACCACGGCAACCACAGUACCUGAUGAACGAGGACCAUGACGAGUUAGCAGGAGGGGACGCACCUGGACCUGAACCAGCACCUAGACCUGCACCUAGACCUGCACCUAGACAAGCACCGUCACCUCAACAUGCACCACGAUGCCGACCGGACAACGCCGGGAACGAUGUGCACCAGAGGCGACCCGCCAGGACCCGAAAGGAGCUGCCCAGACUAGUGGUGCAGACGCUGAGAUCGGCCGACCCUCAGUACAGCGAGGACGAAGCCGACGCUGCGAGGCGAGAGGAGAGAGAUUCAGAUUCAAAAAAGCAGCCGGAGGAGCCGGAAGGAGCGACUGCAGCUCAAACUAAACCCACAGAAUCACCGAAGCCGAAGAAUAAACUGAGAAAACUGAAGCUUUCUCCAGACGAACCCGACGGAGACGGAGCAGAACCGAAACCAGCAGAGAGGAGACCCCACGUUCAGGACCUGGAGGCCUCAGCUGGAGACGCUUCGUCUGUCUCGCUGACAAACGUCGAAACCGUGGGAACUCCGGUCCAGGAGUCCGGUGGCCGAGUAGGAAGAUUAACGGAGCGGACACACCUGACCGACCAGUUUACUGAUCUACAGACCUGCUGACCUGGACCAUCGACCAAUCAGCAGCCGGUAUCAUGGAGGAAGUAAAUGUCGAAAACAGCUCCGCUUACGGUUGAAUUACGGUCUUCCUGGAUGGUGGAAGACGGAGUAAAAGCCGGGAUUUGAACGAGGAAAUAGCUUGAAAUUUGAAUCAAAAUGGUUAUUUUGUCAUUUACAAAGCAGAAUGCGAUUUUAUAGAUGCUGUUAGGAUGUUUUUCUGGCCGGUUUUCCUGAAUAUCAGUGAUCCUUCCUUCCAUUUUCCAUUCUGAAGGUUGAUCUAGAUGUAAAAAACAGAACAGGACCGACUCGUCUGGAGCUGAAUGUGUGAAUUUCAAACAUUUUUAAACCAAACUGGACAACAAAAUCAUCAUAAAUCAGUAGAAAUGGACAUUUUGAAAGCGUAAUGAUGAAAGCACAAACAUUUGACUUAAUUAGAAGAAAUAAAGCUUUGAUAAACAGCUUUUCAGCUCACUGGUUUGUGUUUUCACAGAUUUGCUUUAUUCUACCUGUUGGUGUCAGUGCGUUUAGCUGCUAACCAGACAGAUGUUUAACUCUGUUGGUGAAAAGUUAAAAAAAAAAAAAAAAAAGAUGCGUAAAUAUUGCACUUACAUUUUCAGGUGGCCAAAACCCAAUAAUCAACUUGUAAUCUCUCAAUUCUCCGUGUCCACGUGUGUUUUACAGUUUACCAUUUAAGAUUUGUAAAUCAUGUCUGAUUUCUCUGAUAAUAAUGUAAAUUAUGUUAUUUUCAUUUCAUACAUGUACUCCAUCUGCUGUCAUUUGUUAAAUUUGAAGCUAUUGUUUAAAUAAAACUCUUAUUUUGC